AUGUUCGUCUACCAGGGAAAGCUUCAGUGGUUCAACUACGGCCAGGACGAGACCUUGGCUGUUGUCUUGCCCAAUGGCUUUGCCCGUGACGGCGACACUGCCUACAUCUUCUCUCAAUGGACAGUGGACGCCCAGGGAAGAAAGAAGUACAACUGGUUCCAAACCCUCGUCGUCUCGAACCUGACAAAGACUUCGUGCGGCGAUGAUUCCUUCGUCCUCAAGGGUGCCUACUACACAUGGAAGAUCACCACACAGCAGACCUACAGCAAGAUCAGCAUCACCAUGUCCAACCCCCAGAAGGAUAAGAGCACCAUGACUGCCAACCGCGUCUGGGAGUCCAAGGGCGAGCAGGACACUGGCGAUGCUCGAAUCUGGACUGGCAAGUUCAACUAUAUCCAGUAUGCGAGCAACGAGCCGGCCAUCUUUAUCGCCCCCGACGGUUUCGGUGACGGCAAGCCCAUCCUUUCCCUUUGGCAGUGGACAAAGAACGCCAAUGGAGAGCCCAAAGCCCCGUCCUUCCGCAGUUGUGUUCAGAAGGCGCUGAGCAAGCCUGGCUGUGGAAACUAUCAGUUCAGCUUCACCGACUACUACACCCUCACAUGCACCUGGAACGACAAGAGCGAGUCACUUGCAGCUCGCCUGAGAUAUGGAAGUGGCCAAGAAUAUGAUGUGGCUACUCUGAACCUUUCUGCCAAGAUUGAGCGAGAGGGCCGCGACAACCACUCCUUUGACCCCCACGAGGCCCCUGGCAAGAAGGAGGAGGUUGAGACUCAUCUUCCCCAGGCUCAGCCUUCGCUUCGCCGCCUCCUGACUCCCCUUCCAUUCCCCCCUAAGCUGCUCGACACUUUGGAGCACACUGCCGCCUUUCUCGACCAAGCUGGCUACCUUGCCAGAUAUGCACAGGAUCGCUUCGCCGCUCUAGACGCCGACUACCAUGUUCAGGUCCACCUGGUUGAGGCUCUCCAAAAGGAGAACAUCAAUCUCAAGGAGCAAAUCAAGAAGCUCACCGAUGCCCUCCGACUCGCCAACUCCAAGGCGGAUGAGCUCCAGAGACAGCUCGAUGCGGCCAAGGCUGACGCCAAGAAGAAGGAAGAGGAGCUCAGGAAGAGAAUCCAGGAGCUUGAGAAUGAGAACAUCAAGGACGACAAACUUCUCGAUGAUCUCCGCAAGGAGCUCGCUGCUCUGCUGGCCAAGAUUACCCAGCUGGAGAACGACUUGGCUGCUCUUCUGGUUGAGAAGAAGUCUCUCCUCUCUCAGAUCACCACCCUGCAGGAGAGUGUUGUGGUUCUGGAGGCCCAGAAGGUGGAGCUUGAGAACUCCCUGAAGGUUCAGAAGGACCUCAACGAUGCUUUGGAAAAGAAGAACGCCGAUCUUACCCAGGAGAACAAGACCCUGACGGACGAGAAGAUCGCUCUUCAGGCCCAGCUUGCCAAAACCCAAUCUGAGCUCGCCGAUACUCAGGACAGUCUCAAGAAGACCCAGCUCAAUCUAGACAGCGCCAGCAAGAAGCUCAAGAGAACCGAGACCAAGCUCGAGGACAGGGAAGGGGACCUUGAGAGGCUCAGGGAUUUGUUGGUCAAGGCUGACAGGAAGAUCAACAAGCUUGAGGACCGGUUGGCUGACAACGACAUUGACUUUGACGACCUCAAGUAG
This is a messenger RNA of Fusarium falciforme, 1653 nucleotides long. RefSeq lists its product as hypothetical. The record is from RefSeq and is a predicted model, not a curated record. NCBI's taxonomy places the organism in Eukaryota, Fungi, Ascomycota, Sordariomycetes, Hypocreales, Nectriaceae. The transcript is spliced from 3 exons. Bases 1 to 1653 code for a protein of 550 amino acids.